Messenger RNA from Drosophila elegans, 4557 nucleotides. Its product is annotated as protein slender lobes. The record is from RefSeq and is a predicted model, not a curated record. The coding region runs from base 185 to 4300 and encodes 1371 amino acids. The transcript is spliced from 5 exons. Lineage: Eukaryota; Metazoa; Arthropoda; Insecta; Diptera; Drosophilidae.
GCGCAACAGCCGGCUGAAGUGUUGGAUAACGCUACAAAGCGGCACAUGUCAAUUGAUUUCAUUUUUUGGCUCGGCGUCUUGGCGUCUUCGUUUCGUUUUCUUUGUAAUAAUUUGCCUGCGGGUUGAAGACUCUCUUUUGAUUUAUAGUGAUUGUCGUGUACGGAAAACAACAGAGCCGGGCCAAAUGGAUGAUAAUAUGGAGAAUGACGAUGGAAAACGCGUGACGCGGGCACGCACUCGCCGCCUGUCCGUGCUGGAUACGGACAGUCGUCCGAGUACUCCUCAGUUGUUGGAAACCGCGGCGGAACGAGGAACCGCCUCGCCACGUGCCACACGCCGCACUCGCUUGAACUCGUCCACUGUGGAUGUGAGGACUCCGACGCGCACCAGACGCGCCUCCCUGGCACGCGGCGAGACUCCCGAGCCGACCACGCCCUCUUCCGUGAAGAGGACCGCUCGCACGCCGGCCAAAAACACCAGAUCCGUUCGCCAACAGCUCACGCUCACGGAGGAGCCCGAAGAGGUGGAGAUUAAGCAGGAGAAGCCCAUCAACAGUCCUAGUCCAGUGCCCAGCAAGGUCGGCGCCAGGCAGGAGCGGAAGCCAAGUGCCAGCCCCGUGCCCAAGGAGGCCAGGCGCACAGCCACGCCCACACAGAGUGACGAGAAACGGGUGACGCGCUCCAUGUCGCAAACGCCUCCAAUUGCGGCACGUUCGCCCAUCCACGCACCGCGUAAUCUGAACUCCUCUCCGGAGGCCGAGCGAAAGACACAGACCGUGGAACCAGCAAAGGAGAAGAUCGUAAAUAAAAAUACCUCCAAGGUGGCCGUCAGACUGGAGAAAAUGUCGUUGGGCAAAGCCACCGGCAAAACGGUGGAGGCGGCUAAACAAUUGAUUCUACCGGACGAAGCGAAGGAGAAGACAUCCUCCCAGGAAUCAGCUGAGGAAGCAAAGAAACCUGAAGCGCAGCCCUCUUCUGGGGCGUCCAACAAAACCGAACUUAGUCAAGAUUCCGCGGAGCCUGCCAAGGAUAUCGGUAAACUCCCGUUCUUAAAGACAUUCAACUCACUUGCACAAGUUAAGGCUUCAAGCACAUCUUUAAGAACUGAAGACAAACAGGAGGACCCUCAAAUUGACAAGAAAAUCAAAACUCCGCUAAAAGUGCCAUCAGUUGGAGAUCCCCAAAUUGAAAAGAAAAACGAAACUCCGCAGAAGAUUCCACAUGCUGAGGCAGUAGAAAAGAAAGUUGAAACUCCGCAGAAGACUCCAACAGUUAAGGCAGCUUCUAAAGUUGAAAAAAAAAUCGAAACUCCACAGAAGAUUCAAACAGUUGAAGCAGAACCUUCCCAGAAGGUUCCUCCUGUUGACGCUCAACCUGUCGAGAUGCCAAAAACUAUAGAAAAAGAUGAAUCAAUGGAGGAGCAAGAGUUCUUGGAUGCAGAAGAUUCGAUUUUCGAGGCUGAGCCGCAGCACGAUGAACGAAUGCUGGAAAAAGAUCUAGCUGAGAUUAUAAAUCUAGACACUGAUGAGCCCGUAUUUUCUCCACAAGCCCCGAGUGCUGAGGAAGAGCCAGAAGCAAACGGAGAAACUUCCCGAGAUAAAACCAUGGAAGAAGAAAAUAUGUUUAAAGCCAAGAUAACCGAGAUUAUUGAGCUACCGAGUCUAACGCCUGGCACUAAAUCUCAUCUAGAUGGUGCCCCUCCACAGGAGCAAAAGAAAUCGGUGGGCUUCAACAACGGUAGUGAUGACUUGGAGGUCGAAAAGACACGUUUUCCAAAGACUCCCGGUCGCGAGAAGGUGCCAGUUGGCCGCACUUUCACACCAAAGGCGGAGACCCCCAUAAAAUUAGCCCUGCAAAAGGGGCGGAAUAGUUCCACGCCCAUAUUAAAGGAUCAACAGCUCGAGUUAUCCAUCAGCAAGGUGGAAAUGCAGCCAGCACCUGCCCAAAUUGAUGCCAUCAAGGCUUUCGAUAAGCUGGAUUCUAAGAAUGCACAGGAUGAGAUAGUCCCGCAGGCCGACAUGUCGCCUCUUAAGGCUGAGAACAAAAUACUUUCUCGCCUCGAAAGCUCCGACGAAGUGGAUGAAAGAGAUGACGAGGAAGAACACGAAGAAGAUGAACCCAUGUGCGAAUUUGUGGACCUCGAGGCUGAAGUAGCUGGCGAAGAUUACAUGUCUGGCGACUCGAUGGAUAGUUCGAUGCGACGGGAGAUGGAGGAAAAUGAAAUUCCAAGUGGUGGCGAGUCCGUUGGAAGUAAGGACACUGAGGAAUCUACGCCAGAAGAAUCUGAAGGCGAUGACUCCUUUAUUGUCUCGGACAACGAGGUCGAAGAGGAAGUGGGCCAACUUUGCUACUCCUCCGAUGAGGAGGAGGAAGACGAAGGUGUUCUUCCUGAAAAAAACGAGAAGAAGCGUCGCCGCAUUGCCGUAGCAAGUUCCAGCGACGAAGAGGAGCACCAAGAUCAGAACAAGGAGAUAAACAAGAGCAAAUCGGAGAUGCCCAAGAACCAGAGCAACUGCUCCUCCAACGCCAGCAAACUGAGCGAGGCUGCCCAACUGAUGAAUGCCAGCGCGGAGAAGUCCUCGAUUUCGGAAGCUGAGCUGGAAAGAUCCCGCCAAGUCGCUCUUAACGAAUUGAACAAGUCCGAGAGAUUCAACAAGACCGAAACUCGUCUGGACUUCAGCGUCAUGGAGGUGGAUUCCUCGGACCACGAGGAAGAGGUGGAGGCAGAGGCGCAGAAGGCUAACGCCAAGAGCAAUAAAAGUGUCUAUGAGAUCGUGGAUUCGGAUGAAGUGGUGGAACUCGAGGAAGCUGAUAAAAAAGAGGAGUCGCAUGCAGAUGAGGAAGCUAAAAAGGAGAAAUCUACUCCUGCCAAAUCCACAUUCCAAAAGCCCUUGAAAUCUGCGGAUGAAGAAGCUCUGCUAGCCGAGCUGGCCUCUAGUGAUCUGCGCCACUUGGAAACCAUGUUCAACCCGCUCCAGAAAUCCCGUCGUCAGUCGUUGUACGUGGCUAGUCCCGAGUUGGCAACCAAGGAGCCGAAACUGAGACGCCGUAGUGAUCGUGCCCAUGUUGGCAGUGACUUUUGCCCCUCGCAAUCCUUUGUUGAAAUGGUAGCCGAGAAAAAAAGGCAGAAGAAUAAGCGCAAACGCCUGUCGAAGAGCUUAUCGGGCGCUGCCGAUCUGGAGGAAAUGGAGAUCCAGCACGAACGCAAGCGCUUAAAAAGUUCACAUGGUGAUUCCACCGAGUCCUUGGAGGCUGAUCCCGAGGCGGAGGUUGCCGCCGAGGAUGAUGCAACUGAGGGGGAGAGCUCGGAAGGAGAUGUUCCCAAUAAAGACGCUACUAAAACUUCACAUUCAAAGGCAACUGUACAGGGAUCUCCCGAAAAAGAAGAUGUUCCUGACCAAACUACCGAAACAGCAGUCGUCCCAGAGGAGUCUUCUCUGGAGGAACCAAAACCUUCUCAAGCGCCGCAUCCACCCGAGGAUUGUCCAAAGUCAGUUAAAACUACUAAGCCUACGGAGAAGGGGCCACCCAAAAUGGAAAAGGAUGCCGAGUAUUACUUGUCAUACUGUCGCAACCUCCUCGAGGCAGCCAACGAGGCUAAGUUAAAGGAGAAAAAACAGCACCUUGCCAUGGGAGUGAAGCAAAAGAAACCAAAGCGACUGGGUUCGCAAGCGGCUCCCAAACCCUUAGCCACCAAUAGCUCUGACACAGAAGCACCGAUUGCGAAACCGUCCAAGCAGCUACCAUCGCUCAAAAAGGAUAUAAAACGACUUCAGGCCGCACGGCAGGCUGUGAGUCAUGCUGUUAAUCUGCUUGCGCCUCCAAAAGCCAUAGACGGAGAGCCUCGCACUCUCUCGCGUAAAUUGUCGCCACAGCCGCCGUUGAUGGACAAUAAGAAGGCCAAGCAAAAGAAGCAAGAGAAGAAGAAAAAGCCGCAGGAAAAAUCGCCCAUAAAAAGUUCUGAUGAGGAGAACCACGGCCAUCGAGUGAAUCGUAUUCGGACGAAUGCUGGCUAUGUAACGGUGGUCAAUGAGCCGCUGCAGAAAAUUCCCAAAAUAGAGCUAAUUAAGACCAGUUCGGGUAUGGUGCGCGUUGAGCCGUGCACUCCCAAGCAGAAAUAUUUCCGCGAGCUGCCAGCCACACCAAAAAUGCAUGGGUUCCGCGAGGAACCAGGACCAUCGGGCAUAGCAAAGAAGCGAUCCAAACAUCAGGCAUUAAAGGCCGAAGACGCUGGCAAACACAAUCCCGCCAAACAGUCGGCGCUGCGCUUCAAGGAGCAGAUCUUUGCCCGAAAGUCUUAGGAUAUUUACACUUAAAGGAAAACUAGUAUUAACGGUGGGAAAUGUCAAGUGUACGCAAUGCAUAAUUUCAUUUUUGUUUCUUUACUUUAUCUUUUCUCAAAUUGAAUUUGAUUACUCUAUUAUUUGUUCUUCUAAAUAUUUGUUAUGAGAUUUUCCACCCCUUGUCAUAAAUGAAACUUUUAUUCCAGUGCACAUCACUAAUUCACAUUUAUCAUUUAUAACAGAAAUAAAUUAAUAAUUGUUGAAUCUUAAAAAAA